Messenger RNA from Olea europaea var. sylvestris, 1040 nucleotides. RefSeq names its product protein WVD2-like 7. The transcript is spliced from 2 exons. The record is from RefSeq and is a predicted model, not a curated record. NCBI's taxonomy places the organism in Eukaryota, Viridiplantae, Streptophyta, Magnoliopsida, Lamiales, Oleaceae. The annotation marks the transcript as partial.
GUGGCCCAUAUGAUUACUCUUUUGUUUCCCACAAUUGUUUCUUGAAUAUAUUCUGUUUGUUAUGGAUUCUUGACGCACUUCUUAUUUGAUAAAUGGAAAUUAUUGUUUUUACCCUCUUGUUGUGAGUUGUAAAUCUGUCCCAUAGUUGAAUUUUGGAUCUUGAAUUAUUUGAGCAGAUGGGUGAGACAGUUGAAUCUGAAGCUAGACUGGAAGUGUCAGUUUCAUUUGGUAGGUUUGAGAAUGAUUCACUUUCUUGGGAGAAAUGGUCGUCGUUUUCACCAAAUAAGUAUAUGGAGGAAGUUGAAAAUAUUUCAACACCAGGAUCAGUAGCUCAGAAGAAGGCCUAUUUUGAAGCACACUACAAAAAAAUUGCUGCUCGGAAGGCCGAACAGUUGGAGGAAAAUCCAACGGAACCUAUUAGUCAAAGCCCCGAUGAGUCAAUCAGAGAGGAUCACUUUGGAAACCUGACUUGUUUGGAUACUGAGUCGGGCGAAUCCAAUGAUGAUAAAUCUGGCGAAGUAGUUGAUAAUGUAAUCACUUUUGAUGAGGCAAGAGAUGAUGAUGCUGGACAGAUGGAAGAAAUUGAGCCCGAAACCUGUACGACUGAUUUGACAAGGAUAACCCCUUCUGGAUUGACAAAAGAGGAUGCCACUGUGACUGUAGAGGGUGGAAACUCGGGAGACCAGGAAGAUGAGGAAGAGUUGAAUGCUAAUGCAGUUAACACUGAAUUAAAUGAUAGAAAAGAACCUGUCUUGGUGAAGGAAGUGAUCCCUCAAAAGGAUUCUCAGGACAGUGCGAAACAGCCAUCAAAAAUGAAAGGCAGGGCAGAAAAAGCCAGUGUAAUUAAAAAGGAAAAUCCCAAAUUGAAUGCACGAAAUCAAGUUCAAAAGGUGAUUCCAACUAAAAAGGGAAGAAAUUUGGCUGGGACAAAGAAGAAUAUUGUAUCAUCUUCGGCCAAGUUGCCACAAGUUACUGCUCCUAGACUAUCAAAACUGACAUCGAUUUCCAUGCCUAUAUCUGCCUCCUGGCCCUUGAAAAAG